CAUGCCGCGACCAUCUGUUGGCGCCCACACCAACAAUCAACGCUCGACUGUGAUGUUGCCGCUGCCAGGAUCCAAGGCCGAGCUGCAGGCCGCACUCAAUCGCGUGCCUGUCCUCACGCUUGGCGCCAGCACGCGCGUCGUCUUUGUGCGCAAUCUCGCCGAGCUACAGACAUGCCACGAGCAGCUGCGAACGGCCAUGCUCGUGGGCUUGGAUUCGGAGACGCGCCCGGUCUUUCAGAAGGGCGCACCUCGCCAGCCCGUAUCGCUGUUGCAGAUCGCCAUGCGCGAUGCAGCGUCGGCAGCGGAGACGGUGUUUAUUCUCGACUUGCUCGCACUCCCCAAGGCGAACGUGACGUUGGUCCUCGCCGAGCUCCUUGCGUCCACGACAUGCACCAAGAUUGGCCAAGGCUUCGAGACCGAUCUCAAGGACUUUGACGACGCGCUCGUGGUGCACCGCUACAUCGAAGCGACCGACCUCGCACGGCUCACGCUCGGACACACGGCACUCAUUAGCUUGCAAAAGCUCACGUACAUGGCCCUCGGGCGGCGUCUCACCAAAUCCCAGCAAAAGUCCAACUGGAACCUCCGCCCGCUCAAGCCCGCGCAGCUCACGUACGCGGCGCUCGAUGCGGCCGUCUUACUGCACAUCUAUGACGCGAUGCUCGCCGAGACGUCGAGUGAGGCCGUGGCGUCCGUCGUGCAAACGCUCGACCGCUCGGUGCAGUUUGUCUGCGACAAAUGCGGCGCAACGCGGCCGACGCUCGAGAGCCUACGCCAGCACACACCCACGUGCAAGGCGGUGACCGCCAAGACGCUUCCGUGCGGGAGCUGCCAACGCCGGUUCCGGACCCAAGACGCGGUCGCGGCGCACAUCAAGACCGCGCACGGCCCGAACGCGCCGCCGCUCAAGCCCAAGCCCAAGCGCAACAAGAGCCGGACGUGCCGCGCGUGCCAGCACGUCUUCAAGACGAUUCCGGCGCGCGAGAAGCACGAAGCCACCGUGCACAAGAUCAAGAUACCGCUGCGAACCGAGACUACAACGAGCGCGCAUACGACAGCGAGCGCCGACGAGGCGAUGACCGUUGACGUUGAUUCGCUCUAAGUACCCCGGUCGCUACGUUGACACACUGUAUUACACAACAACAAGAACGGAAUAAGAUCUGGGAUAAGAUGGAUAUACCCUUUUCAUUACAAC
Molecule: messenger RNA, 1195 nt
Organism: Saprolegnia diclina VS20
Lineage: Eukaryota; Oomycota; Saprolegniomycetes; Saprolegniales; Saprolegniaceae
Exons: 3
Biological process (GO): nucleobase-containing compound metabolic process
Molecular function (GO): nucleic acid binding; 3'-5' exonuclease activity
Source: RefSeq, a predicted model, not a curated record